Molecule: messenger RNA, 1341 nt
Organism: Cryptotermes secundus
Lineage: Eukaryota; Metazoa; Arthropoda; Insecta; Blattodea; Kalotermitidae
Product: ankyrin repeat domain-containing protein 54
Exons: 6
Coding region: 153-1034 (293 amino acids)
Cellular component (GO): cytoplasm; nucleus
Molecular function (GO): protein binding
Source: RefSeq, a predicted model, not a curated record
UGGUAUACUGCAACAGUAAAGGAAUAUGGAAGAGAUAGUAGUUGGCGUAGUUGGUGUUAGCAACCCUAGCAACGGUAGAUGUAAAACUUUGGGCCCCUGAAAUUCACAACUUGUGUGUUUUCUCGUCCGCAGUUAACAGUAAUAAACCAGCCAUGAAUAAGAUAGGAGAACAAGCCAGUGCCCCUGUUGAAAUUAAAAAGAAUCCUAACGGUGGGUUUCGCCAGUCUCUGCACACGGGAUCAUCAUCCCUGGAAGUAGACCCUCCUGCGGGGUUGAGAUUUUGUAACCUACAGCCUUUAAGCUUUGGUCUAGGAAAUGGUUAUGAAGUUGAAGAUUCUUUGAUUCAACAUGACUUGCAGAGGAGGAGGAGGAGAGUCUUUCGUUUUCAUCUGAAGAGUCGUCGAGAUGCAUGGUUCCACCACAAGGAAUAUUUUGAUACGCGCAGAUUACACCUAGCAGCUUCAACUAAUAAUGUGAAUUUGAUGGAAACCUUAUUACGUUCUGGGGUUAAUCCUAACUGUAAAGAUGACCAGAGCAGAUCGUCCCUCCAUUUGGCUGCAUGCAGAGGAUAUCAUGAUAUUGUGAGGCUGCUGCUGGAAAGAGGAGCUGAUCCAAACAGCAAAGAUUCUUUGGGGAACACACCACUUCAUCUUGCUGCAUGUACCAACAAUGUUGCUGUUGUCACCUUACUGCUUAAAGCAGGCACGGAUGUCAGCAGCAUUGACUACUGUGGUCGAAGCCCAUUACAGUUGGCCCAUUCAAAGCUCAGAUUACUUCAGAGAAGUGCUGCAAAUACAGAGGACUCAAAAUUGGUGAAGGAUGAGGCUCACCAAGUUAUAGAAAUGAUGCUGACAUACUUACACAAGUGUGGUCAGGACACAGAAGCUGAACUUUUGGGUGCAUUCUCAUCACGACUUACAUUAAGUAACACCCGAGAGGAAGUAGAAACAGGUGUACGUGAUUUAUUGGCUGGGCUGUCAAGCCUCAGCCUUGAUAAGUCUGUUAGUGACCAAAAAGACUGUACUGAGAAGUAAGAUUUUCUCACUGACAUUUCAUCAUAUCACGUAGCAUAGAAGCAUGCAGGUGUUAAAUAUAUUUCAGUCUAGCAUGACAGUUACAAAUCUUUUGGUUUUGUAUGCCACUGAAAAUAUUUGUGACUUGUGCUUCAGUGCUAAGAAAUGCUUCAUCAUUUUUAAGUGAUCAGAAUCGAUGCUGUUCUUUAUAUCCAUCAUUAGAUGAUGUGAACAGUGAAGUAAUAUUCCAUUAUUAUACAGGGUGAUUCAUAUAGAACCAGCCCGAUGAAAUGAGCUGUAAUAUAAAAUAUACCAUACAGAUAUUAAA